UGUCGGCGCUGGAAUUUUUAGUAUGGAAGCACAAGUCUUUGGCAUACCACCCGAUGAGACAAUCAAGCACGGCAUGCGCAUCUAUCUGCUGAGCGUGGCGUUCGCAUUGGUUGCCUUGGUGCAGUGGCUUUUAAUUGGCAACUUUUUGGAUUAUAAAAAGUUGCGCGUGCCACCGGUGCGCUAUGGACUGUGGCUGGGUGGCACGUUCUUUGGCAUUUGCAUACUCGCUUGGACGCCAUUUGGACGCAAGUUUCCGUUCAACUUUAUCAUCACUUUUGUGAUUGUCGAGUGCUCGACCAUUUAUAUGGCGCUGGAGCAGAUGAAUACGCGCGGCAUGUUGGUCAAUGUCUAUGCGGGCAUCAUUGUCGUCACACUGGUGAUCACCUGCGUCUUUUGGGGCGCCUAUCUGCCCAUGCGUCUAGUGCCCGGAGAUCUAAUGCUCAGCUUGCUGCUCAUGCUGGCCAACAUCAUGCUGGCCGUAUUCUUCAUCAAUGCGCUGUUCUUCAACGAGAGCUACAUUUACAGAAUUGUGCGCAAUUUCAUGGCCGUCGUGGCUGUUUCCAUGAUCAUGUACACGGCCACCAUUAUACACGAUCGCCAGUUCGAUGUCUCCAAGAAGGAGUAUCUUUUCCUCAGCGUGCUAAUCUUCUUCGGCCACAUGAUACUGCAUGAGCGCAUCUUGAAUCUGGCGGUGCAGCAUGUGCCACAUCUGACCUGCAAGGCAAUAGACAUUUAAUUUCAAACUUAACUUAUAAUAUAACUAAAUAGAUUAAAGUUGAUGUGGACAACGGUCUGAGAAGUAAGCAAAGAGCUGCACUCUGUGCCAAGUGUAACGAAGAUUCUCUCGCUCUCAGUUUCGAAUAAGACAAAUACGAAAGAGUUCAAUUGCAGUUUGUCAUUCAAAAGAGCGCUCAAUGUGAUUAGAUCCAAGCCAGUUCAAUGGCAAUCAGAUCACAAUCAAGCAAAUUCAAUGGGAUUAUCAUUUUCAAUAUAAAAUCGCUCA
Messenger RNA from Drosophila busckii, 1003 nucleotides. Its product is annotated as CG9483. Lineage: Eukaryota; Metazoa; Arthropoda; Insecta; Diptera; Drosophilidae. The coding region runs from base 23 to 736 and encodes 237 amino acids. The record is from RefSeq and is a predicted model, not a curated record. The transcript has a single exon.